GCCCGACACAAUACAUUUAUGUGCUGCCUUCACUAUCGACUGCUCACUUUCCCUUGUUCACCUGUACCAACUCGACCUCGAAACACCCUGUCUAUACUCUUACCCUCCUACUGCGUUUUCGUACGAGUAAACGCCCUCAUCCCGCCUCUGCUAUCGUUUCCUCUUCACACACAUGCCUGCCAUGGCUCCUUCGAUAUGGAGGAUACUUGGUGCCGCAAGUUUUCUGCUGCAAACCGUGCCAUCAGCAGCACAGACAUACACAAAUUGCAACCCGCUCACACAAGGAGGAUGCCCUGCAGACUCUGCGCUAGGCCGGACGGUGAACAUUGACUUCACCAGCGGUGCGUCAGAUAGCUUCACGCCACAAGGCAACCCAACCUACGACUCCAACGGGGUGUCCUUCACCGUUGCAAAAUCUGGCGACUCUCCGCAACUCACGUCGAAAUGGUACAUCAUGUUCGGCAAAGUGUCGGUGACGCUAAAGGCCGCGCCGGGCACUGGUAUCGUGAGUAGCGUGGUGCUUCAGAGCGACUGUCUCGACGAGAUCGACUGGGAGUGGCUUGGGAAGGACGGCAACCAAGUGCAGACCAACUACUUUGGAAAAGGCAUCACAGGGAGCUAUAACCGUGGCGCAUUCCAGUCGAACCCGGGCAAUCAGGAUGGUUUCAUAACCUACACGGUCGAGUGGACUUCGGAGCAGAUUGUCUGGCAGAUUAGCGGGCAGACGGUGCGCGUGCUUACGGCUUCCGCUGCGGAGCCAGGCCAGUACCCUCAGACGCCGAUGCAAGUCAAGAUGGGAGCGUGGAGCGGUGGUGAUCCUUCUAACUCGCAAGGCACGAUCGAGUGGGCUGGCGGAUACACAGACUAUUCUGCGGGGCCGUACACGAUGCAAGUGAAGUCAAUCACGGUGGAAGACUAUUCCACCGGCACUCAAUACGAGUAUGUUGGCACGAGUGGAGAUUGGCAGGACAUUAAGGCGGUCGGCGGUAGCGUCUAUUCUGGCGCUGGCUCAGGGACAGAUUCAGCCGCACCAGCCGUCACAUCCGUGUCGACUGGCCAGCCAAUACCCUUCGAAGGCACCCAUCGCUCCGACUCUACUUAUUCAACACCUUCCGUCUACCCCUGGGUUCCUCUUGCGUCUACUUUGUCGACCGAGACUGCGACGUAUACAAAUUAUCCAGGCCUUCCCAGCGGUUGGACGGUCACCAGCUCAGGCAAGGUCGUGCCGCCGAGUUCGGCUCCUUCUCCGUACCCAGACGUCUCAUCUACCUCAUUUGUGCAGCCUUUGCCGCAGGCAUCCUCCUCGCAGGUUGGCUCUGAAGAAGCAUACCCCACCAUGAUGAUCACUGCUCGGACUCUUACGUGGGAUUCCAUCCCAAUUUCAACCCCUGCAUACCAGUCCACCUCCUACGCCGAGAGCUGGAAACCGCCCAUCUCACCAGGUUAUUCUUACACUUAUUCUUAUCUAACCCCGCAAGUGUCUGACACCAGCGCUCUCCCGUCGACAUUGGCGUACGACACCUCUGCCCCAUCGUCGACUGCUGUCGUCCAUGAGACAACCUUCUCAACCGUUCCCCAGGCCACGUCGACGUCAUCCACGCUGGCGGUUCCUGUACAAACAGCUUCUUUCGCAUAUUCGGCGCGCAGGUCAUCUAUAUACCCAGCAGCUCUGCUCGCAUUUGGCAUGGUUGCCAGUCUGUUCAUCCUCUGAAUCGAUACGGACCUUUAGAAUUCCUAUCAUAUCUAUCAUCAUUAUCAACUGUAGGCACUCAUGUCGGGCGCGCAGGGAUGUGCCAGCUUUGUAUAGGCAUAGCGUCGGCGUUUUGAUCUAUCUCAUUUGUAAGAAGGAAGCAUGAUAUAUCGGGUAAUGGAUCAUAGCAUAGUUGUUAUGACAAGUCACUAAUCGACUGGAAAAAUGUUAAAGAAAAACUAGGAUAGCAGUACAAGUAAACAACACAGUGUGUACACGCGCAGA
Molecule: messenger RNA, 1975 nt
Organism: Verruconis gallopava
Lineage: Eukaryota; Fungi; Ascomycota; Dothideomycetes; Venturiales; Sympoventuriaceae
Exons: 2
Coding region: 173-1711 (512 amino acids)
Biological process (GO): fungal-type cell wall organization; carbohydrate metabolic process
Cellular component (GO): fungal-type cell wall
Molecular function (GO): glycosyltransferase activity; hydrolase activity, hydrolyzing O-glycosyl compounds
Source: RefSeq, a predicted model, not a curated record